Arvicola amphibius (Eurasian water vole) is the source of this 3028-nucleotide messenger RNA. It is a transcript of the gene Cul4b, whose product is annotated as cullin 4B. Lineage: Eukaryota; Metazoa; Chordata; Mammalia; Rodentia; Cricetidae. The coding region runs from base 15 to 2960 and encodes 981 amino acids. The transcript has 22 exons. Gene Ontology annotation, biological process: protein ubiquitination; ubiquitin-dependent protein catabolic process; DNA damage response. The record is from RefSeq and is a predicted model, not a curated record. Gene Ontology annotation, molecular function: ubiquitin protein ligase binding. Gene Ontology annotation, cellular component: Cul4B-RING E3 ubiquitin ligase complex.
CUCCCAAAGAGAGGAUGUCAUAUCCAACUACGUCUAGAGAAAGAAGAGAGAAAGACUCCAGCUCAGAAGAUAACAGUUCAGAAACCUCCAAUCAAGAGGGCCGAAGGUGUCUCCAGGACCCGCCCCGUCCUCCCUAUCCACCUCUUUUACCCCCCGAGCUCCCUCCCCCACCCCCCCCACCUCAAGUCCAGCGGACCCCAAGGCUUCAGGAUCAGAGAGCUAUGAAAAGUGUCUGCCCAGGCACUUCCGGUUUUUCUUCCCCCAAUCCCUCUGCUGCUGCUGCUGCUGCUGCUCAGGAGGUCAGAUCAGCCACUGAUGGUAACACCAGCACCACUCCGCCCACCUCUGCCAAGAAGAGAAAGUUAAACAGUAACAGCAGUAACAGCAGUAGCAGCAGUAGCAGCAGUAACAGUAGUAACGAGAGAGAAGACUUUGAUUCCACCUCUUCCACCCCUCCACAACCUAGAGAUUCGGCGUCCCCUUCAACCUCGUCCUGCUGCCUCGGGGUUCCAGUGGCCACUUCCAGCCACGUACCGAUACAGAAGAAGCUGCGUUUUGAAGACACCCUGGAGUUUGUAGGGUUUGAAACGAAAAUGGCUGAGGAAUCUUCCUCCUCAUCUUCCUCAUCAUCGCCCACUGCUGCAACCUCACAGCAGCAGCAGCAGCAGCAGCAGCAGCAGCAACUUAAAAAUAAUAAGAGUAUAUUAAUUUCUUCUAUGGCUUCAGUGCACCAUGCAAACGGCCUGUCUAAAUCAUCUUCCACGGUCUCUAGCUUUGCUAACAGCAAGCCUGGCUCAGCUAAGAAGUUAGUGAUCAAGAACUUUAAAGAUAAGCCUAAAUUACCAGAAAACUAUACAGAUGAGACAUGGCAGAAGCUGAAAGAAGCAGUGGAAGCUAUUCAGAAUAGUACUUCAAUUAAGUACAAUUUAGAAGAACUCUACCAGGCUGUAGAAAAUCUUUGUUCUUACAAGAUUUCUGCAAAUUUGUAUAUGCAGCUAAGACAGAUCUGUGAAGAUCACAUCAAAGCACAGAUUCAUCAAUUCAGAGAGGAUUCAUUGGAUAGUGUUCUUUUUCUAAAAAAGAUUGAUAAAUGCUGGCAAAAUCAUUGUAGGCAAAUGAUAAUGAUCAGGAGCAUUUUUUUAUUUCUGGAUAGAACUUAUGUUCUUCAGAAUUCCAUGCUACCCUCCAUUUGGGACAUGGGAUUAGAGUUAUUUAGGGCUCAUAUUAUAAGUGAUCAAAAAGUUCAGACGAAAACAAUUGAUGGCAUCCUUCUCUUGAUUGAGAGAGAGCGGAAUGGUGAAGCAAUCGAUAGAAGUUUACUUCGAAGCCUUUUAAGUAUGCUGUCUGAUUUGCAAAUUUACCAAGACUCUUUUGAACAACGAUUUUUGGAAGAAACUAACCGACUUUAUGCAGCUGAAGGUCAAAAGUUAAUGCAAGAAAGAGAGGUUCCUGAGUAUCUUCAUCAUGUUAAUAAACGCCUAGAAGAAGAAGCAGACAGACUUAUUACUUACUUAGAUCAGACCACCCAGAAGUCACUAAUUGCUUCUGUUGAGAAACAACUUCUAGGUGAACAUUUAACAGCAAUACUUCAGAAAGGUUUAAAUAACCUUCUUGAUGAAAAUCGAAUUCAAGAUCUGUCUCUUCUGUAUCAGCUCUUCAGUAGAGUUCGAGGUGGAGUUCAGGUUCUCUUACAGCAGUGGAUUGAGUAUAUCAAGGCUUUUGGAAGUACUAUUGUUAUUAAUCCUGAAAAAGAUAAAACCAUGGUUCAAGAAUUGUUGGACUUUAAAGAUAAAGUUGACCAUAUAAUUGAUACCUGCUUUCUGAAAAAUGAAAAAUUUAUCAAUGCUAUGAAAGAAGCAUUUGAAACAUUCAUUAAUAAAAGACCGAAUAAACCAGCUGAACUGAUAGCUAAAUAUGUAGAUUCAAAACUUCGUGCUGGCAAUAAAGAAGCUACAGAUGAAGAGCUUGAGAAAAUGCUGGAUAAAAUAAUGAUUAUAUUUAGAUUUAUCUAUGGCAAAGAUGUUUUUGAGGCCUUCUAUAAAAAAGAUUUAGCCAAACGCCUAUUAGUUGGCAAGAGUGCAUCUGUAGAUGCUGAAAAAUCAAUGCUGUCUAAACUGAAACAUGAAUGUGGAGCUGCAUUCACCAGCAAGCUUGAGGGGAUGUUUAAAGACAUGGAACUUUCAAAAGACAUCAUGAUUCAGUUCAAACAGUAUAUGCAGAACCAGAAUGUACCUGGCAAUAUUGAAUUAACUGUGAAUAUCCUGACAAUGGGUUACUGGCCAACAUAUGUACCUAUGGAGGUCCAUUUGCCACCAGAGAUGGUAAAGCUUCAGGAAAUUUUCAAGACAUUUUACUUAGGCAAACACAGUGGCAGGAAACUCCAGUGGCAGUCAACUUUGGGACACUGUGUGCUAAAAGCUGAAUUUAAAGAGGGCAAAAAAGAACUUCAGGUCUCUCUUUUUCAAACCCUGGUACUGCUAAUGUUUAAUGAAGGGGAGGAGUUCAGUUUAGAAGAUAUCAAGCAAGCUACCGGGAUAGAGGAUGGAGAAUUAAGGAGAACACUGCAGUCACUAGCCUGUGGCAAAGCUAGAGUUCUGACUAAAAAUCCAAAGGGCAAAGAUAUCGAAGAUGGUGACAAAUUCAUUUGUAAUGACGAUUUCAAACACAAACUAUUCAGGAUUAAGAUCAAUCAAAUCCAAAUGAAAGAAACGGUUGAAGAACAAGCAAGCACUACAGAAAGAGUAUUUCAAGACAGACAAUACCAAAUUGAUGCUGCGAUUGUCCGAAUUAUGAAGAUGAGGAAAACACUUAGCCACAAUCUUCUUGUUUCAGAAGUCUACAAUCAGCUAAAAUUUCCAGUAAAACCUGCAGAUCUAAAGAAGAGAAUAGAAUCCCUAAUUGAUCGGGACUACAUGGAAAGAGAUAAAGAAAACCCAAACCAGUACAACUAUAUCGCAUAGAAUGUUGGCCUUGGAACAUUUGUUGUCAUAUGCCGUAGCCAUUGGAUAAACUAACUUGUUGAAUCUCA